Lutzomyia longipalpis is the source of this 1372-nucleotide messenger RNA. RefSeq names its product malate dehydrogenase, mitochondrial (gene Mdh2). Gene Ontology annotation, molecular function: L-malate dehydrogenase (NAD+) activity. Gene Ontology annotation, cellular component: cytoplasm; mitochondrion. Gene Ontology annotation, biological process: tricarboxylic acid cycle; carboxylic acid metabolic process. The transcript is spliced from 4 exons. NCBI's taxonomy places the organism in Eukaryota, Metazoa, Arthropoda, Insecta, Diptera, Psychodidae. The coding region runs from base 166 to 1173 and encodes 335 amino acids. The record is from RefSeq and is a predicted model, not a curated record.
UCGGUGCUGAUAAAAUUUUUACUGGGGCGACUAUCACAGUUGUCAGUUGAAGGUCGAAAAUCUCUCCGUAGAUUCGUGGUAAGUUGAGAAGAUCUCCUUCUCUUCGAGUCCGUUUUCUUGUCCAGUUUUCUCCGUGUCUGACGUGGCUGUAGCACCAAGUGCAAAAUGAUUUUCCCUGCGGCAAGAGUAGCUCUGCGGCAGGCAGCCCGUGGUUUCUCCACAACAUCUCAGAACAAUGCAAAAGUGGCUGUUUGUGGAGCUGCCGGUGGUAUUGGGCAGCCUCUUUCGCUGCUUCUGAAGCAGAGCCCCCUUGUCACGGAACUCAGGCUCUAUGAUAUUGUUCACACUCCCGGUGUUGCUGCUGACUUGUCCCACAUCGAUACUAAUUCGAAGGUUGUGGGCAAGAGUGGCCCCGAAAAUCUGGAGGAAAUGCUGGCAGGAGUCGACGUUGUGGUCAUCCCAGCGGGAGUUCCGCGCAAACCGGGCAUGACACGCGAUGAUUUGUUCAACACCAAUGCAGGAAUUGUUAGGGACCUGGCAACAGCAGCUUCCAAAGUAUGCCCUAAGGCAUGUCUUGCCAUCAUUACCAAUCCCGUGAACUCCGCUGUACCCAUUGCCACGGAGGUGCUCAAGAAGGCCGGAACAUACGAUCCUAAGCGUGUCUUUGGUGUAUCCACGCUCGAUAUUGUUCGCGCUCGCGCCUUUAUUGGCGAAGCAGCUGGUGUUGAUCCACAGAAAGUUGAAAUUCCCGUCAUUGGUGGCCACUCUGGAGUUACCAUUAUUCCAGUUCUGUCAGCUGUAAAGCCCUCAGUUUCUUUCCCAAAGGACAAGAUCGAUGCACUAACCGUGCGAAUCCAGGAAGCUGGUACUGAAGUUGUCAAAGCCAAAGCAGGAGCUGGUUCCGCAACACUAUCCAUGGCGUACGCUGGUGCCCGAUUUGCUUUGUCACUCAUCCGGGGACUCAAUGGAGAGCAGAAUGUUGUUGAAUGCUCCUACGUGCGAUCAGACGUCACGGAGGCCAAGUACUUCUCUACACCCCUUGUGCUGGGACGUAAUGGUAUUGAGAAGAAUUUGGGAUUGCCCAAGCUCAAUGAUUAUGAAAAGAAGCUGCUUGAGAAGGCCAUCCCUGAGCUCCAUGCCAACAUUAAGAAGGGCGAGGAUUUUGUUAAAUAAAUUUCUCCUAGUACUUUUGAUACGCUCUGCUAAAGGACAAGUAACGUUCUCAAAAAAAUAUCCUUUCUCCUUUAAAUCCCAUGAAGUUUUUUUUUCAGAAUUUUCUUUGUUAAUUAAUGUUAAGUUCAUUUUGAUUUAAGGUGCAAAAAUGUCCCGUGAGAUGAAAUAAUAAACAUGAGACGAGAUGAAACGACAAAAA